Molecule: messenger RNA, 1236 nt
Organism: Chrysemys picta bellii (western painted turtle)
Lineage: Eukaryota; Metazoa; Chordata; Testudines; Emydidae
Gene: TCF21
Product: transcription factor 21
Biological process (GO): developmental process; regulation of transcription by RNA polymerase II
Molecular function (GO): protein dimerization activity; RNA polymerase II transcription regulatory region sequence-specific DNA binding; DNA-binding transcription factor activity, RNA polymerase II-specific
Source: RefSeq, a predicted model, not a curated record
GGCCGGACAGGGCCCCUCCCCUGGGCUGCAGCCGGAUCCGCCUCUCUAUUCCCCAGAUAAAUUACUAGUGUCCUCACCAAAUUCCUCAGCUUUCUCUCUCACUCAAACACGGGCAAGAAGCGGGGGUGGGGCGGGGAUCCUCUCUUGCCUGCAAACCUAUCACACCCCAGGGCGAGGGGAAACGUCUUCUCAACCUGAGGUAUUCACCCAACGCCUGCCCCUGAGGAAGCUUUGAUCUUUGUGCAUCUCUCAGACCAUGUCCACUGGCUCGCUCAGCGAUGUGGAAGACCUUCAGGAGGUGGAAAUGCUGGAAUGCGAUGGCCUGAAAAUGGAUUCUAACAAAGAGUUUGGGACGUCGAACGAGAGCAACGAAGAGGGCUCCAAUUGCGAGAACGCGUCCCCCCAAAAGGGGAGAGGCGCCCCAGGCAAGAGGAAAAAGGCUCCCACCAAAAAGAGCCCUUUAAAUGGAGUGAGCCAAGAGGGGAAGCAAGUCCAGAGAAACGCUGCCAACGCCAGGGAGAGAGCGAGGAUGAGGGUACUCAGCAAAGCUUUCUCGAGGCUUAAGACCACUUUGCCCUGGGUACCUCCAGACACCAAGCUUUCCAAACUGGACACCUUGAGACUGGCAUCCAGCUACAUUGCUCACCUGAGACAGAUCCUGGCCAAUGACAAGUACGAAAAUGGUUACAUUCACCCAGUCAAUCUGACUUGGCCUUUUAUGGUGGCUGGCAAACCCGAGAGUGACCUGAAAGAAGUGGUGAACACAAAUCGCCUGUGUGGACCUACAGCAUCCUGACCAACCUCAAGCCUAGGAGACCAUCUUCAGUGUGUAAGGCGGGGGAAAUGGAGAGGGAAGCUGGAGACUCUUCCCCCCACCCCCAAGGAACACUUUAUAGAGACGAGGGGAUUCAUCCUCAGUAAAGAGGAGACCAAAUGUACAUUAGCAAAGACUCCACCCCAAAGAUCCCAUAUAUUUAACUUUAUUAACGCGUGUACAGUUGAUUGUCCUGCAAAGCAGCCUUGCUGGUUCAAGUGCUAAUAGCGAGGAAGAUCAAACAGAACGUACCAAUGUGUAUCUUUUGUAUGAUACAUUGUGACAUAUGUAGAUUCAUAGAAUAAUUGACUUUGAUAGUCACAUCUAUAAAGUAAUUCACGUUAAAGAUAUAUAGAUAUAUUUUCUUCAAACAGGUUGUGCUAUAUUUCUGUGAAUAAAUCUUCCUUUCUAUUGAAAAUAAA